Messenger RNA from Salmo salar (Atlantic salmon), 3217 nucleotides. The record is from RefSeq and is a predicted model, not a curated record. Lineage: Eukaryota; Metazoa; Chordata; Actinopteri; Salmoniformes; Salmonidae.
UAAAAUAGUUGUAUGUUUGAGAACUUUGAAUUAUGACGUUUUGUUGUUUUGAAUUUGGUGCUCUGAUUUUUCACUGUUGAAUAGUGUGAACCGUGGGUGGGACGGUAGCAUCCCAUGUAGCCCUGAAGUUAAAUGCGGUGGUUCGUGAUUUCAGUUUUGCCCGAAUGCCACCAUCCAUCCACAGUUUCUGGUUAGGGUAGGUUUUAAUAGUCACAGUGGGUACAACAUCUCCAAUGCACUUCCUUAUAAACUCACUCACCAAGUCAAUGUUGUUCUGAGGCUGCCCAGAACAUUUCCCAAUCCGCGUGACCAAAACAAUCUUGAAGCGUGGAUUCCAAUUGGCCAGACCAGCAUUGAAUGAUUCUAGUCAUGGGUACAUACUGUUUGAGUUUCUGCCUUUAAGACGGUAGGAGCAAGAUGGAGUCGUGGUCGGAUUUGCCAAAGGGGGGCGAGGGAGGGCCUUGUAUGCAUCAUGGAAGUUAGAGUAGCAGGGAUCGAGUGUAUUGCCCGUGCUGCAAUCAAUAUGCUAAUAGAAUUUAGGUAGCCUUGUUCUCAAAUUUGCUUUGCUAAAAUCACCAGCUACAAUAAAUGCAGCCCCAGAAUAUAUGGUUUCCAGUUUACAUAGAGUCCAGUGAAGUUCCUUGAGGGCCGUCGGUGGUGUCUGCAUGAGGGGGUAUUUACACAGCUGUGAUAACUGCUGAUAACUGAUGAGAAUUCUCUUGGGUGAUAAUAUGGCCGGCAUUUGAUUGUAAGGAAUUCAAGGUUGGGUGAGCAGAAGGACUUGAGUUCCUGUAUGUUGUUAUGAUUACACCAUGAAUCGUUAAUCAUGGAGCAUACACCACUGCCCUUCUUAUUCCCAGAGAGGUGUUUAUCUCUGUCGGUGCGACGCAUGAAGAAGCCCGGUGUCUGAACCGACUCUGACAACAUAUACCGAGAGAGCCAUGUUUCCAUGAAACAGAGUUACAAUCUUUGAUGUCUCUCUGGAAGGCAAUCCCUCUGGAAGGCAACUGGACAUUGGCGAGUAGUAUACUCGGAACCGGUGGGCAAAGUGCACGCCUACGGAGCCUGACCAGGAGGCCGCUCCGUCUGCCUGUUCUGCGGCGACAUUGUUUUGGGUCGGCUUCUGGGAUUAGAUCCACUGUCCUGGGUGGUGGUCCAAACUAAGGAUCCGCUUCCGGAAAGUUGUAUUCCUGGUCGUAAUGUUGGACAGAGCUAGUCCGUCCCCCUCCACCCUGCCGGGUCACAACUCUCCUGGUAGUGCCUUACUGCUGGGUCUGAAGAGGGUGUCUGUGAGGCUGGUCGACUGCAGGAAAACACCAGGGCAGAGUGGAACUGUGAGAGAAGGACACGAGGAGGGAGAUGGAGAUUUUAUUUCAUCAAGGGACACUCCUAACCGUCGUUCUCUCAGUGGGAGGGAGUUAUCAUCUGGGGAGCCUCAACAACAACAUGUUGCUGACGAGACAGGGAAGAGUCUCUCCCAAUCAGAACACCUCAAACACCAGCACAGACGUACAGGGAAGAAAUCUCACCACAGCUGCUCUGACUGUGGAAAGCGUUUCACUACACGGAGGUCCUUCAUAAUUCACCAGCGAACACACACAGGAGAAAAGCCUUAUAGCUGUGAUCAGUGUGGGAAGAGCUUUGCUCGAGCUUCCAACCUGACUACACACCAGCGAACACACACAGGAGAAAAGCCUUAUAGCUGUGAUCAGUGUGGGAAGAGUUUUGCUGCAUAUAACACCUUUAAAUAUCAUCUGAGAAUUUAUGAAGGGGAGAAGCCCUACCCCUGCCUCGAUUGUGGGAAAAACUUUGUUAAUGCAGGAGCCCUAACCAUACACCAGCGUGUACAUACUGGAGAGAAGCCUUAUAGCUGUGAUCAGUGUGGAAAGAGCUUUGCUGUAGCUUCCACCCUGAUUAGACACCAGCGCAUACACACUGGAGAGAAGCCUUAUAUCUGUAAUCUGUGUGGGAAGAGCUUUGCUGUAUCAGAUAAACUAACUAUACACCAGCGCAUACACACUGGAGUGAAGCCUUAUAGCUGUGAUCAGUGUGGAAAGAGCUUUGCUUUAGCUUCCACCCUGAAUAAACACCAGCGCAUACACACAGGAGAAAAGCCUUAUAGUUGUGAUCAUUGUGGAAAGAUCUUUGCUCGAGCUUCCACCCUGACUAUACACCAGCGAACACACACAGGAGAGAAGCCUUAUAGCUGUGAUCAGUGUGGAAAAAGCUUUGCUUUAGCUUCCACCCUGACUGCACACCAGCGAACACACACAGGAGAAAAGCCUUAUAGUUGUGAUCAGUGUGGAAAGAUCUUUGCUGAAUCAGGGACCCUGAAUUCACACAAGCGAAUACACACUAGAGAGAAACCCUAUGUCUGUCUAUGUGGAAAGAGCUUUGCUCGUUUAGGGCCAAUGAAAAAACACCAGAAAGCAAAAAUGUGCCAUAUUUCGUCUCCCUCCUAUCCGACACCAUUUCCAGAUCCCUAAAUAAAGGAUCAGUAGAAAACAUCUAGUGAACAGUCAUAUCCAUCUCCCAUUCUUAAACAGUUGACUUAGUCUGAUCACCAUGGUAACCUCUGUGCAGCAUAAUAUGCAGCUCUGAUCUAGGAUCAGGUUUCCCCUGUGUCUAUGUAAUAUCACACAUUGGGAUCUAAAUGGAUAAAUGUUAUCAUAGAAAAUGUCACAGUGAACCUGUUUGUGUGGGCGGGUGUUGAUAAUUGUAUCUUUCAUAUACUUAUGAUGCUAUUAUUAUUAAAUGUCAUUAUGUAGAAUGUUUCAACAAUAGGUCUAUAUUGGGCGGCAGGUAGCCUAGUGGUUAGAGCGUUGGGCGAGUAACCGGAAGGUUGCUGGAUCGAAUCCCAAACGGACAAGGUAAAAAUCUGUCAUCUGCCCCUGAACAAGGCAGUUAACCCACUGUUCCCCGGUAGGCCGUCAUUCUAAAUAAGGAUUUGUUCUUAACUGACUUGCCUAGUUAAAUAAAGUUUAAAUUAAAAGAAAAAUCAUAUAUUAAAUUGAUCAAUAAAUUCAAGCCAUUAUCUUCCAAACAAGAACUUUAAUUUGUUUUAUAAUAUCUAAAUUGAUUUGUUCCUAAAAUGAAUCAAUUAUACAUUGAAUAAUAAUAUCCACGAGGUCAAGGCAAGAACUAAGUAUGCUGUCUUGUAACAACGGUUAAUGUAAUAACUUUUACAUUUAUAAUGUAAUAAAACUGGUAAAUGUAA